ACUUUUACAUUUAACCGCGCAUAGUGUUUUAUUGUUUUUUUUUAUUAAAUGUUUGUCAUUCACUGAAAAUUCCAUUGAAAUUAAAAGUGUGGUAAUGAACUGAAAUAAUGGACCUCAAAUGCAGAUAUGGGUACAUGUAAAAAGUCACAUAAUGUCGGAUCUGAAUGUACCAGAAACAGGAAGCAGCAGUGCUCCAGACCAGGGGAAUAUUUUAAAGUCUGCUGGAAAAACACAAGAAAAUGUUGAUGAUUUUGCAUCCAAAGCAGAAAGUGCUAUUAAUUAUAACUGUGAUGAUGAUGACGAUGAUAAGGAUGUUAUUGUUGCCAAAAUACAGAAAGGUUGUGAGUACAAAACAAUCGAGCCGACCAAUAAAGAAUCAAGUUCGUGUUUGGAUCGCCAAUUAGAUAAAAUGCACAUUAACUCGAAAGAUUCAAUCAAGGGACUUAACACAGGGAUUGGCGAUCAGUCUAAACGUCAAUAUCUUAAGUCUGUUGGAACCAAACCAAAAAUUCACAGUGGUGGGGCCAAGGCGAACCAAAACAUUAAAGCUGAUAAUGAUAAAAACGUUGAAAUUUUGGAAUGUAAAAACCUUAACAAAAGCAAGGAAAGUAGAAUUGUGCAAACUGUAAUGGCGCAAAGUUCUACGUCCGGAAAUGAUUCGCCAUAUUCAGUUCGUGACAGUCCACAAAAGAGUAUUGAUACAAUACCUGUUAGGAUGGGUUGCUUACAGAAAAAUCUACCUAUCCUACUAAAAUCGCAGUCGCUGGACUUAUACAAUGAUGAUUGUGGUUCAUUUACUGUUGAUCAACAAUUCCGUAAUCGUCUUCUUCCAAAUAUUGAGGAAUGCCGGCCAUUUGAGAGCGAAAUUCAAUCAUCAAGCACACCUAGCACCGAGGAAACGCAACAAUGUCAAGUCGAUAAUUUGGACAAAUCUACAGGAGAGACACGUCAGCGUCCAAUACACCGGCCAAAUAUUGCAGCAUCAAUAUGCCAACAACAAUCAACAGAAACACGUCCAAUUUAUCCGAACGUCCCAUAUAGCCCAUAUGGCAGUCCAUAUGGUAGUCCUCGGUCAGUUCGACGUCGGCCUCCCUUACGUGAAUCACGUCGAAUAUCUAUUGAGAAGUCAGGGAGUUUUCUUCAGCUAAAUCAAUAUAAACUUAUGGAUCAAAUUGGACAGGGUUCAUAUGGACUUGUAAAAUUAGCUUAUUCUGAAGAAGAUUCUACACAUUAUGCUAUGAAGAUUCUGUCUAAGAAGCGUUUACUACGACAAGCUGCUUUCAUGCGUCGGGGUCCAAAACAAACCACAUCUCCACUGGAUCGUGUCUACAGAGAAAUUGCAGUUUUAAAAAAACUUGAUCAUCCUAAUGUUGUGAAAUUAGUGGAAGUACUAGACGAUCCAUUGGAAGACUCGCUGUAUAUGGUUUUUGAGUGGGUUAAAAAAGGAGAAGUUCUCUCUAUACCCACCGAUAAACCAUUACCAGAGGAUCGUGCGUGGAGUGUGUUCAGAGACUGCCUUUUAGGAUUAGAAUAUUUGCACUAUCAAAAGAUUAUCCAUGCGGACUUAAAACCUGGAAAUUUGCUACUGACAGAGUGUGGGCAUGUCAAAAUUGCUGAUCUGGGAGUUUGCAAUGAGUUUCUUGGAGAAGAUGCUAUAAUGAGCAAUGGCUCAACAGGAGGUACACCAGCUUUUCGAGCACCUGAGACACUUGUUUUGGGAAAGAAUGUGUACUGUGGCCGUGCAGCAGAUGUUUGGGCUCUGGGAGCAACCUUGUACUCUUUGGUAUAUGGAAAUGUACCGUUCUUAGCUACAUCGAUACCCAUACUGUAUGAGAAAAUAAAAAACGAUGCAGUGGUGCUUCCAGAUACACCAAUAAUAAGUGGAGAAAUAAAACACUGCAUUCUUCGAAUGCUUGAAAAGGAUCCAACAUAUAGAAUAAAUUUGCCACAAUUAAAGGUAAACCCGUGGGUUACCAAAAACGGCGCUUAUCCCUUGCCAACUGAAGAUGAAAACUGUUGCUUGGUACAAGUAGACGACGAAGAUAUAAACUCGGUUGUCCGCAGCAUUCCAAAGCUUGAUACUCUUAUAUUGAUUAAAACGAUGCUAAAAAAUCAUUCCUUUGGGAAUCCUUUCAUGAAGAAUAUAUCCGGAAGGGCAUCUCAACCGGGCGGUUCCAGGUUGGAAAAAUUCGCACAAUCAGGUAGAUCGAAUUCCGCACCAGGCUCUUAUCAUAUGGCAUUAGAAAGAGAGCCAUCUAUGGACAGUGUACUUCCAGCGCUGUCUGAACAUUGCUCUAGCAAACAAAAUGAAGAAAUGUAAUGAAUUAAACAAAAAGCACACAAUAAAUAGCGAAUACAUGAUAUAAGUAUAUAAGUAUACAAGGGACCGAAAAACCGAUAAUGAAAUCAAUUCUAAUCUAUAAAUAUAAAUGAAUAGCUAAAAAAAACAGCAUUCAUCACUAUUUAUAAGCAAUACAUGUUUUCAAUUUAUAUUAUAAAAGUUAAAUAAUCCUAUAUUGUAUAUUACA
Molecule: messenger RNA, 2528 nt
Organism: Drosophila grimshawi
Lineage: Eukaryota; Metazoa; Arthropoda; Insecta; Diptera; Drosophilidae
Product: calcium/calmodulin-dependent protein kinase kinase 1
Exons: 7
Coding region: 119-2320 (733 amino acids)
Biological process (GO): intracellular signal transduction; protein phosphorylation; positive regulation of protein kinase activity
Cellular component (GO): cytoplasm
Molecular function (GO): calcium/calmodulin-dependent protein kinase activity; calmodulin binding; ATP binding
Source: RefSeq, a predicted model, not a curated record